This is a messenger RNA of Rodentolepis nana, 333 nucleotides long. NCBI's taxonomy places the organism in Eukaryota, Metazoa, Platyhelminthes, Cestoda, Cyclophyllidea, Hymenolepididae. The record is from the annotation of a GenBank genome assembly.
AUGGAUACUCGUUCAUUCAUCGAUGCUAAAAUCGCUGCAAAGCCUAUUCUUCUGAUUGGAAAAUCUUGCGAUUCUCUCACUAAAUAUGUAGAAAAAUACAUCAAUGACAACGGUAUUGCUAGAUCACGGCCCGGCUUUUUUGAGACACUUUACAUCGACGGUAGACAAGAUGUAUCAGUCAUCGACACUUACAUUUAUCAGAAGUGGUUAACGAAAUGUAGGACUGCUCCCCAUCUCUUUAUAAAUGGUAUAUAUAUAGGAGGAGGCAUGGACUUAAUCACGCAAAUCCGACAGGGUAUACUGGAGCGCAUAUUGAAUUCUAUAUUUGAGUAG